UUUUUCUAUUUUACUUUUUUUGGGAUCUUGCAUUUUUUUUUUUUUAUUUUGUUUUUCACCCAUUAUCCGCCUCUUCCCAUCAGUCCAUUCAUCUGUCUCGCCGAUUCUCGUUUCUCCAUCCCUUUCGUUGCAUUACUCUCUUCCUGUUUUCUUCCCUUUUGUUCACCUCCUCAUCCUCUCUCCGUAAGGUCGCGACAUUCGGUGUGACUUCUCUUUCUCUCUCUCUCUCUCUCUCUCUCUCCUCCCCCUCCCCCUCUAUACCAACUCAUACCUACAUAUUAAUACCUCCUCCUCUUCCUUAAUCCUAUUUCCCCAUCAGUCAAAGCUCUGUUGACAGAGUAACAGCCAUCAUGCCUAACGGUGCUCCUUUGCUCAACACUGCCAAUGGCACCUCCGCCAACGACAACAUCACCCGCUUCGAGCCCCCCAGCCGUGUGCUUUCUCCCCUCAACCACACCCUCUUCCACAACAAGACGAGAUGUUUCGUAUAUGGCAUGCAGCCCCGGGCUGUCCAGGGUAUGCUGGACUUCGACUUCAUCUGCAAGCGUAGCACUCCCUCCGUCGCCGGUAUCAUCUACACUUUCGGUGGUCAGUUCGUGAGCAAGAUGUACUGGGGUACCAGCGAGACUCUCCUCCCCGUCUACCAGGACGUCUCCAAGGCUAUGGCCAAGCACCCCGAUGUUGACACUGUCGUCAACUUCGCUUCUUCCCGUUCCGUCUACAGCUCUACUAUGGAGCUCAUGGAGUGCCCCCAGAUCAAAUCCAUUGCCAUCAUCGCUGAGGGUGUCCCCGAGAGACGUGCUCGUGAGAUCCUCGUCACCGCCAAGGAGAAGGGUAUCACCAUCAUCGGCCCUGCUACCGUCGGUGGUAUCAAGCCCGGUGCUUUCAAGAUCGGUAACACUGGUGGUAUGAUGGACAACAUCGUUGCCUCCAAGCUCUACCGCAAGGGUUCCGUCGGUUACGUCUCCAAGUCCGGUGGUAUGUCCAACGAAUUGAACAACAUCAUCUCCCAGAACACCGACGGUGUCUACGAGGGUGUUGCUAUCGGUGGUGACCGUUACCCCGGUACCACUUUCAUUGACCACCUUCUCCGUUAUCAGGCCGAGCCUGAGUGCAAGAUCCUUGUCCUCCUCGGUGAGGUCGGUGGUGUGGAGGAAUACCGUGUCAUUGAGGCCGUCAAGAACGGCACCAUCACCAAGCCCAUUGUUGCCUGGGCCAUCGGUACCUGCGCCAGCAUGUUCAAGACCGAGGUUCAAUUCGGUCACGCUGGUGCUUCCGCCAACUCCGACCUGGAAACCGCUGUUGCCAAGAACAAGGCCAUGCGUGAGGCUGGUAUCUACGUUCCCGAGACCUUCGAGGAGCUUCCCCAGACUCUUGCUCAGGUCUACAACGAGCAGGUUGAGAAGGGUGUCAUUGUUCCCCAGAAGGAGCCCGUCCCCCCCAAGAUCCCCAUCGACUACUCCUGGGCUCAGGAGCUCGGUCUCAUCCGUAAGCCCGCUGCUUUCAUCUCCACCAUCUCCGACGACCGUGGCCAGGAGCUGCUGUACGCUGGCAUGCCCAUCUCUGAUGUCUUCAAGGAGGACAUUGGUAUCGGUGGUGUCAUGUCUCUUCUUUGGUUCCGUCGCCGCCUGCCUGCCUACGCCAGCAAGUUCUUGGAGAUGGUUCUCAUGCUUACUGCUGAUCACGGUCCUGCCGUCUCUGGUGCCAUGAACACCAUCAUCACCACCCGUGCUGGUAAGGAUUUGAUCAGUGCCCUGGUCUCUGGUCUCCUGACCAUCGGUUCCCGCUUCGGUGGUGCCCUGGACGGCGCUGCUGAGGAGUUCACCAAGGCCUUCGACAAGGGCAUGAGCCCCCGUGACUUCGUCGACACCAUGCGCAAGGAGAACAAGCUGAUCCCUGGUAUUGGUCACCGUAUCAAGUCCCGCAACAACCCCGAUCUCCGUGUCGAGCUUGUUAAGGAGUACGUCAAGAAGAACUUCCCCAGCACCAAGCUCCUCGACUACGCCCUUGCCGUCGAGACCGUCACCACCUCCAAGAAGGACAACCUGAUCCUCAACGUUGACGGCUGCAUUGCUGUCUGCUUCGUUGAUCUCAUGCGCCACUGCGGUGCCUUCUCCCCCGAGGAGACCGAGGACUACAUGAAGAUGGGUGUUCUCAACGGUCUCUUCGUUCUGGGCCGUUCCAUUGGUCUGAUUGCCCACUACCUCGACCAGAAGAGACUGCGCACUGGUCUCUACCGUCACCCCUGGGACGACAUCACCUACCUCCUCCCCGCCCUUCAGAAGGGUGGAUCCGAAGGUCGUGUUGAGGUCACCGUCUAAUUUCCUACAUCCCCCUUUUAAUAUACUUGCAUUUCAUGAUUUAGUCAUAAAAUCCGUCAGAGCUGACGUCGGAGUUAUGAUGGCUUGCUUUUUUUUU
Messenger RNA from Aspergillus saccharolyticus JOP 1030-1, 2418 nucleotides. RefSeq names its product putative ATP citrate lyase, subunit 1. The transcript is spliced from 5 exons. Gene Ontology annotation, molecular function: ATP citrate synthase activity. Gene Ontology annotation, biological process: tricarboxylic acid cycle; acetyl-CoA biosynthetic process; fatty acid biosynthetic process. Bases 351 to 2321 code for a protein of 656 amino acids. The record is from RefSeq and is a predicted model, not a curated record. Gene Ontology annotation, cellular component: cytosol. NCBI's taxonomy places the organism in Eukaryota, Fungi, Ascomycota, Eurotiomycetes, Eurotiales, Aspergillaceae.